Patiria miniata (bat star) is the source of this 1590-nucleotide messenger RNA. RefSeq lists its product as uncharacterized. Lineage: Eukaryota; Metazoa; Echinodermata; Asteroidea; Valvatida; Asterinidae. Bases 1 to 1590 code for a protein of 529 amino acids. The transcript has a single exon. The record is from RefSeq and is a predicted model, not a curated record.
AUGGUGCCUUGCAAACACCGUUUCGGCAGCUCCUGCAGCCAAGCUGGUGCCAAACGUCAUGCUCGCAUUCCUUUGGAACCCAUCAGCAAGGCCGAGAGGGGGAUUCUGACGCAUGGGCAACCCAGGAUCUCCGUACUUCUCCAGACACAGUGUGGCUUCAGGGCAGCAAGAUCCACGGUGGACAUGAUCUUCACCCUUCGACAACUGCAGGAGAAAUGCCGUGAACAGAGGAGACCUUUGUAUCUCGCUUUCGUCGACCUCACAAAGGCCUUCGACCUUGUUAGCAGAGAUGGUCUCUUCAAGCUGCUUGCAAAGAUUGGUUGCCCUCCAAAACUUCUCAGCAUCGUGACAUCAUUUCACAACAACAUGCAGGGUUCAGUCUGUUGUGAUGGAGAAACUUCAGAGGCCUUCCCAAUCCGCAGCGGAGUGAAGCAGGGCUGUGUUCUUGCACCGACCCUCUUCGGGAUUUUCUUCUCUCUCCUGCUGUCGUUUGCAUUUGGCUCAUCCCCUGAAGGCGUCUACCUACACUCAAGAGCUGAUGGCAAACUCUUCAACCUUGCCCGCCUAAGGUCCAAGACGAAAGUGACCAGUGUACUCCUGAGGGAAAUGCUAUUUGCAGAUGAUGCAGCUCUAGCAUCACACACAGAGACAGGGCUCCAGCAGUUGGUGGACAGGCUCUCUUAUGCAUGCAAGGAGUUCGCCCUUACCAUCAGCAUUAAGAAGACCCAUGUCAUGGGCCAAGAAGUCGAAACCCCACCCUCCAUCUCUAUUGACAACAAGACCCUAGACUGUGUGGGCACCUUCACUUACCUCGGAUCAACAGUCGCCAGCAACCUGUCACUUGACGCAGAACUGAGCACCCGUCUUGCCAGGGCCGCCACAGUGAUGGCCAGGCUGGCAAAGAGAGUGUGGUCUAACAAGAACCUAACUGUGUGCACAAAACUCCAGGUCUACCAAGCAUGCGUCAUCAGCACUCUGCUAUACAGCAGUGAGGCCUGGACCACCUACACCAGACAAGAAAAACGGCUGAACAGCUUCCACCUGCGCUGCCUACGCCGCAUCCUUGGCAUCAAAUGGCAGGACAAAGUCCCCAACACGGAAGUCUUGGAACGUGCCCACUCCACCAGCAUGUUCGCCAUGUUGAGCCAGCGCCGCCUCAGAUGGCUCGGUCACGUCCACAGGAUGGACUCCGGUCGUCUUCCAAGGGCCAUCCUGUAUGGCGAGCUAUCGUCAGGCUCCAGGCCAAUUGGUCAUCCGAACCUACGAUUCAAGGACGACUGUAAACGCGACAUGAGGCAGGCUGGCAUAGACCCCAACAGCUGGGAGGAAGCCGCCCAGGAUCGCAGUGCUUGGAGACAGACAGUUGCCGCAGGGAUCCACCGCGCUGAGGAGAGGCGCACCUCCUUGCUGCAGGAGAAGAGGCAGAGGAGGAAAUUGCGAGUAGCAGCCCCCACCCCUGAGUCAGUCCCCUCUCCUUUCGUCUGCGCUAAUUGCGGCAGAGACUGUCAUGCAAGAAUUGGACUGCUCAGCCACAGCCGCCGCUGCAACAAAGACGACAAUCCCCCGGGCGCAGUCCAUCGUCAGUAUUGA